Molecule: messenger RNA, 1435 nt
Organism: Hibiscus syriacus
Lineage: Eukaryota; Viridiplantae; Streptophyta; Magnoliopsida; Malvales; Malvaceae
Product: cytochrome b561 and DOMON domain-containing protein At4g17280-like
Exons: 2
Coding region: 102-1280 (392 amino acids)
Source: RefSeq, a predicted model, not a curated record
UCUAACAUCUCCUCCCUUCUAUAUAUAUAUAACCCUUUCUCUCUUCUUUUGAUUUCCAUCAAACGGUGUAUUACAGUUGAAGCAGCCGGGUCUCAAACACCAUGAGAGGAACAUCAACGUUAUUACCUCUUUGUCUCUUGAUGUCAUUGCUUUUAUCAUCCUACGCUCAAACAUGUUCCCGAUAUACCUUCUCCAGCAACCGUGUCUUCAGAUCAUGUUCCGACCUUCCUGUCUUAAACUCCUUCCUCCAUUACAACCACGACUCAUCUGGUAAGCUCGAGAUUGCUUACAGGCACACGGCGAUCGGGUCUUCGAGAUGGGUCGCAUGGGCCAUAAACCCCACCUCGAAAGGCAUGGUCGGCUCACAAGCACUCGUCGCUUAUCGAAGAACCGAUGGAACCAUGAGGGUUUACACAUCGCCCAUCACCCAAUACCAGACACAGCUGCGAGAGGGUAAGCUCAGUUUUGAGGUGUCGGAUUUGUCUGCGACGUACGAGAACAAUGAGAUUACCAUAUUUGCUACUUUGGGUCUUUCGAACAAUGGAACCACAUUGAACCAAGUUUGGCAAGAAGGUGGUCUGUCAGGGAACACCCCACAGAUGCAUGUUACUUCUGGUCCUAAUGUUCAGUCCAUGGCUACCUUGAAUCUGCUUUCUGGUGAGACUGCAACAACUAAUGGAGGCGGCUCUAAGCUUAGAAAGAGAAACAUACAUGGGAUCCUAAACGCAGUGAGUUGGGGCAUUUUAAUGCCAAUCGGUACUAUAACAGCAAGGUACUUGAAGGUGUUCAAAUCAGCCGAUCCAGCCUGGUUUUAUCUCCACGCUGCUUGUCAAUUCUCGUCCUACGUUGUCGGCGUCGCCGGAUGGAGUACCGGUCUCAAACUCGGCAGCGAAUCUCCCGGUAUUCGAUUUGACACCCAUCGAACCAUUGGAAUCGUCCUUUUCAGCCUCGGAACACUUCAGGUAUUCGCACUGCUUCUAAGGCCAAAACCAGACCACAAAUACAGGUUGUACUGGAAUAUAUACCACCAUCUGGUGGGAUACGCUGUGAUAAUCCUCAGCGUGAUCAACGUAUUCAAGGGAUUCGACAUCUUGAAACCCGACGAUAAAUGGAAGAAUGCUUACAUCGGUGUCAUUGUGGCUUUGGCUUUCUGUGCUGUCGUGUUGGAAGCGUACACAUGGUUCGUUGUUGUAAAGAGGAAGAGGUCGGAAAGUGCAGGUAAAUUGCAGCAUGGUUGUGGAAAUGGUAAUGGCUAUGGUGCUAGGUCACAGCAGGCUUAGAAACUUUGUUCCAUUUCUUUUUUCUUUUUUUUCGAUAUAAAUUUUAAAGUUCAGUCUGUUUAUAUUAAUGUUGGAUCCUCAGGUAUGUUGAUGUAUGAGAUUUUCAGAGGGAACGUAGAAAUAGAAGUUAUUCUAUUAUUAUACACUUUUUUGUG